UCCACUAUUUAAACACUAAGGUAUUACUCAAAAAAUAAAAUUCAAGUAAAAUAGAAUAAUGGCAUCAGUUACUGAAUUGCAGGUUGAGAAUUAUGUGUUCCCAUCAACAAUUGUGAAGCCACCUGGUUCCACCAAUACCUUGUUCCUUGCUGGCGCAGGGCAUAGAGGUUUGGAGAUUGGAGGUAAAUUUGUGAAGUUCACAGCUAUUGGUGUGUACUUGGAAGAGAGUGCUGUUCCUUUUCUAGCCACUAAAUGGAAAGGCAAAAGCUCUGAGGAGUUGACCAAUUCAGUUGAAUUCUUCAGGGAUAUUGUUACAGGUCCCUUCGAGAAAUUCACUCGAGUGACUAUGAUCUUGCCCUUGACGGGUAAGCAAUACUCCGAGAAGGUGGCAGAAAAUUGUGUUGCCCAUUGGAAAGCAAUAGGAACCUACGGUGAUGCAGAAAGUCAGGCCAUUGAAAAGUUCCUCAAUGUUUUCCAGAGUGAAACCUUCCCACCUGGUGCCUCCAUCCUUUUUACUCAAUCACCUCUUGGGUCAUUAACGAUUAGCUUCACUAAAGAUGAUUCAAUUCCUGACACUGGGAAUGCUGUUAUAGAGAACAAACAAUUGUCAGAAGCAGUGCUGGAAUCCAUAAUUGGCAAGCACGGAGUUUCCCCUGCAGCCAAGUGUAGUCUCACGGAAAGACUAUCAGAACUGUUCGAAAAGAGCAACGCUGAGGUGUCUGUUUGCAAAAAACCAGAAAUUGAGCAAUCCUUGUUGGAAAACACAAUCCUCAAUCAUGCAACUGGCUACAGAAACUGAAGAGAAAUCUACCAUUUCAGAAAUUGAAGAAGGAACUACUGUUCCUGUGAUUGAAGCCUAGUUAGGACAAGAAAAGAGGUUCUAGUGCUGAAACUCCCUCGUCAAUUCACUUUGAUGUUGUCAAGGCUACCUGAGUAUACUAGAGGAAUGAUUUAGCCUAGUUUUUCUAGCUUCUCUACUAUGCAGUAGUAUGCAACAAGGCCCCCAUCUUUGAAUCUGGGUUACCUAUGUAAUGUGGGAGGCUCAAUGUGCCUUUGUUGGAUUUUAAAUCAAUAUGUAUGAAAAUAUGUUCUUGGUUCUUACCCA
This is a messenger RNA of Lycium barbarum (goji berry), 1105 nucleotides long. Its product is annotated as chalcone--flavanone isomerase. The record is from RefSeq and is a predicted model, not a curated record. Lineage: Eukaryota; Viridiplantae; Streptophyta; Magnoliopsida; Solanales; Solanaceae. Bases 59 to 799 code for a protein of 246 amino acids. Gene Ontology annotation, molecular function: chalcone isomerase activity. Gene Ontology annotation, biological process: flavonoid biosynthetic process. The transcript is spliced from 4 exons.